Molecule: messenger RNA, 4177 nt
Organism: Spodoptera frugiperda (fall armyworm)
Lineage: Eukaryota; Metazoa; Arthropoda; Insecta; Lepidoptera; Noctuidae
Gene: dl
Product: embryonic polarity protein dorsal
Exons: 13
Coding region: 577-2388 (603 amino acids)
Biological process (GO): cellular response to stress; canonical NF-kappaB signal transduction; response to cytokine
Cellular component (GO): cytoplasm
Molecular function (GO): DNA-binding transcription factor activity; DNA binding
Source: RefSeq, a predicted model, not a curated record
CGCCGGCAGUUGUUGCUUGUGUGCAGUCGAGAGCUAACGCACACCAAUAAAAAUUAUCAUUAGUUUUGACGUUCACUAACCGAACCGGAGUAGUGUUUCACUACCAUACGUUUGUUACUUGAAUAAUUUUACUUUAAAUUAUUAAACCGUAUUUAUCAAAACUAGUGCCGCGCGAUAACAAUAAAGUGUUUGAGUUCGCGACAUAAUCUGUGACAAAUUCUUGGAAGUACACAACGUCGAGACGAGAGACCUUGAUAACUAGUUCCUUGGCCGAGCGAGAGCGAAGAAACAGUUCACAGUUAUUAUUAUAGGAUCAUUCAUGCUGGAGGUACGUCUAUAGUUUACAAUUUGUGAAGUAAAUCGUGUGUGUUUGCAAAUCAGUUAAUCGGAAUUAAGUUUAAAAGUGAGGUUUAGUGUUUCCAAAGUUCAUGAAAGUACUCUCUGAAAGUGGGAAGUGUUAUGUUUUAAAACGAAACGAGUUAUGACGAAGUUAAUAUAAAUGUGCGUUUUGAUAUUGUCGCGUGCGGAAGGACCGCUGUGAGGUGUCCGCGGCUCGCGGCUUAUUCGUACAGUGCCAUGGACAUCGGCGGAGAAAGCGCACUAUGUGUAGGCGGUCCCCAUAAUGAGGAACAACUGAAUAUUAGUGAUGUUUUUGAGGCGAUCACUUUGGCGGACCCGUCGUUCGACGUGGGUACAGCCGCCGGCAUAGAGGACAGCAUGGCGCGCCGCGACCAGCCCUACGUGGAGAUCGUCGAGCAGCCGGCCAGCAAGGCGCUCAGAUUUCGCUAUGAGUGUGAAGGCCGGUCAGCGGGAUCGAUUCCCGGAGUGAAUAGCACGUCAGAUAACAAGACUUACCCUACAAUUAAGAUAUGCGGAUACACAGGACAGGUGGUCAUCGUCGUGUCUUGUGUCACCAAAGAUGAACCUUACAGGGCGCACCCCCACAACCUGGUGGGUCGGGAACGCUGCGAGAGGGGAGUGUGUACCAUCCCCCUCCGCGUCACGGAGGAGACAUGUGAAUACCAGUUCAAGAACCUCGGCAUCCAGUGUGUCAAGCGACGGGAUAUCGCCGAGGCCCUCACCACCAGGGAGAAACUGAGGGUGGACCCCUUUAGAAAAAACUUCGAUCACAAAAACCAUCCCCAAAGCAUCGACCUGAACGCGGUGCGACUAUGUUUCCAAGUGUUCUUGCCGGACGAGACGGGGCGACUACGGCGCCCCCUGACGCCCGUCGUCUCCGACGUCAUCUACGACAAGAAGGCCAUGAGCGACCUGCUCAUCAUGCGGUCCAGCCAUUGUUCUGGCCCGGCUAAAGGCGGGACUCAAGUUAUCUUACUUUGUGAGAAGGUUACCCGAGAGGACAUCGAGGUAGUCUUCUAUCAGGAGGAAGACGGCAUAAUUGUCUGGGAAGAGACAGCUAUUAGGAUCCUGGUGCACAAACAAGUUGCUAUUGCUUUCGAGACGCCAGCGUACAGGAUCCCGAAUACCACUGACCAUGUUAACGUGUACUUCCAGCUGAAGAGGCUGUCGGACAACGCCCGCAGCAACUCGCUGCCGUUCGAGUACUACCCCGACUUCUCAGAGAUGAAUAUUAAGAAGCGGAAGAUGGUAAACGACUCGUUACGAAACUUCGAUAUUGAAAGAAUGUACUCGACGGUAGACCAACAAAUCAAGUCGGAGCCAAGAGACCGGACUCCGCCCCACCAUAACAUUAGCAGUCCGCCGCUGCACGGCUACGCGCCGCAAUACGAACAGAAUUGGCAAAUGGACAAUAUGCAAGGUGGACUCGGAGUGCCUGGGCCGAGCCACGGCGCAGUGCCUGGCAGCCACGGGAACCCCUUCGCGCAGGAAAUGUGGCAGAACCAGCCUUACGGCCAGGUCUCCCCCGCCCACUUACAGCCGGCCGCCAUGGCGCAGAACCUGCAAGUCUUGCAGCCCAACCUGCAGGCCAUGUCCCCCAACAUGCAGGCGAUGUCGCCCAACAUGCAGGCGAUGUCGCCCGGCAUGCAAGCCAUGUCGCCCAACAUGCAGCCCAUGUCGCCCGGCAUGCAGCCGCAGUACGUGGCGGAGCGCAUGUCCCCCAACAUGGCGGUGAUGUCCCCCCACGGACAGACCAUGUCCCCCGGCAUGCAGGGCAUGUCCCCCAUGGGCCGGGUGUCCCCCAACAUGCCCCAGAACAUGGGCCAUAUCUCGCCCAACUUGGUGCAACACCAAACCACUUAUGCGCAGCAGCAGCAAGUGGUGGUGGGUGGGACGGUGGGCAUGGAGGCGGAGACGCACAGCGCGUCGCUGAGCCACCUGCUGCUGGACCGCGGCGAGGCGGCGCAGCUCAUGCUCAACUCCAGCGAGCUGUCCGGCCUCUCCGACCUCCUCAACAACACGCAGUAGUGUCCCACCCCCAAGGGGGGGACGCCACACAAGGACAUUCAUUAUACUAAGUUCCCGAGUUACGCUGCCCGGCGCACUCUACUCUUGACUUACGAAUUUAACUCACGGACACGGACUAUUGUGUCGCACGAGUGCAUGGAUAUAUUUGUGUGUUUGUCUAUGGACACUUUUAAUUAGCAAUUAUGUCGUAGUACAUAUUACCGAUCUGGGAUUUUCGUGUAAGUAAAUCACAAUGUGAGCGCGAGUGUAACAUUGAUGGACGCAGCUUGUUCCGAAUGUUUGGUUGUCCGCGAAUAUGAUCGUACUCGAAACUAUUUACAAUGUUAAUCAUAGAAUUGGUCUUUAUUUACGUACAUCACAAUUGUUUUAAUGCUUUAUGUACUGUUACUGUUCAUACUCUGAUUGCUUUUUAUUACUGAACCGAAUACAAUUUGUAUCGCAUUUAUAUAUAUUAUAUGACAAAUAAACACCUUUUUACACUUUAAUAUAUUCCAGAUCUCUUAAUACUGUUCUAUGGUUGAUCUCUAAACAGAUUACUUUGCAUUUUGUUGGUGCUUUUGACUAACAUAACGUUUUAUUAUUCAUCAAGUGUUUGUAUGUACCCGUGGUCUAACAGAAAGUGUUCGUUUUUAUAUUCAACUAGAAAGUAAUAGACGCAACAAUACUUUUCAUUGUAUUCUUAAACAUUUAUUACGUGAUCAGACAUUGGUUUGUAAAUAUUUUUAAAUAAUUACGUUUAAUGCAACUCCGUAUAUGGAAUGUUAUAUUCUGUCUAUAUAAUAGCAUCCAAUACCGUUUCUACGUGCUAGAAACGACUAUCUGGAUACAUCUUACGACAUGGACAUGCGAAUCAAAGUAAAGUUGAAGCAUGUCAUAUGAAAUAAUUGUUUAGUGGCUAAUGACUCCAACGCUGUGGAUUUAUCAUCUUGUUACAUUUAUUUUACUUCUAUAUAACGUCUAUUUAAAUAAAUUUCCUGCAAUAUAAUAAUUAGACAAUAUUCUUUGAUAUUUUCACAAUGACUUUAGCGUUAUAAAACCCUUCGGGAAAAGUGGGAUAAAAUCUAUAUUAAAAUAUUCUUAUUUACCUAAUAUCAUCUACAUUAGGUGCUUUGAAUGAUUUAAAAGUUAUUCAGGAAAAAAAUGUUCAAUUUACAUAAUUUCAUGUUUUAAUCUUGUUUCAACAUUUCUGUAGUUAUUAUUUUGUGCCUUCGUUUAGCCUUCCUUACCUAAAUCCAUGGCGUGGAAUAAAAUAAAUGUUUAAUUAGUUGUCACAUAAGUAAUGAUGAGAUUUUAUAAAUCUUGGUUUUAUGACUUUAUUUAAAGAUUUCUUUCUCAUGUAAGAUUAGAUUUAAUUAUUAAAUUCUUAUUUUGGUUAUGAUUUGUUACCAAAUAGUUUGUAAAUAAAAGGAAAAAAGUAUUGAAUUGUUUAUGAAUUUUGUUUGUGUUGAAGUUACAUAAUUUCUGGAAUUACAGUACAGUUUGUAAAAGUACAUGAAAGGUAUAAAAUAUUAAGUGUUAACGUUGUGAGGAGAAAUCAUUGAUUUUUUUUACUAAAUAAGCCGUAACUUGUUUGCACGAAUAUCGACAUGAAACAUGUUUCCGACGCAGUUGGACGGAGUUCCGAUCAUUAGACCUUCGGUUGAGCUAAUUAUUGUUAGUGUACCAAGUAUGAGACCGCCACAGGGUCCUGCAGUAAUGAUCUAAUGUGCAAUGAUAAUAAGCAUUGAAAAUGCCAGUUUUGUUAUAUUUUUUGAGAAAAAAAUACAAUAAAAGUAUAUUAUUUAAAAAA